UAUAAUAGUUCUCGCUGAGAUCUCUUCGCUGUAUCCUUAAUUCUUUUUAUCUCCGUAAAAAACGUCGUCGAAUGUAAUUGCGGCGUGUGUGCACGUAUACGUGAGGUAUAUGUGUAAAUUGAAGGUCUAUUGUAACUUUGCAGAAAAGAUUCCUGUGAAACAACACUGUCAUGGAUGGAAAAGUGUACACCGAAAAAGUCAAAAAUCCCAGAGCGAAGGCAAACAUCUUCAGCAUCUUGACGUUCUCUUGGGUCCUACGCAUUUUCUGGGUGGGUUACCGUCGAGAUCUUGAAGUAACUGAUUUGUACACACCGCUUAAAGAACAUACAAGUGGUAUUCUUGGUGUUAAAAUAGCGAAAGCCUGGGAGGAAGAAUGCGAGGCAUACCAGUGUCGGCUGGAGCAAGUCGCAAAGAGCGGGUUGCAAAAAAAGGUCAAAGAGCCCAGCUUGUUGAAAGUCCUCAUCAGGUGUUUUGGUUUGACGACUCUACUGUAUGGCCUUUUUAUGGCCGUUAUGGAUAUCUUGCUUAGGGUGCUGCAACCAUUACUGUUGGGUCAGAUGUUACUUUACUUUAACUCCAUGGACGUCGACAAAUCCUACGCAUACGGAUAUGCUGUUGGAGUCAUUCUGUGCUCCGCUCUUAACGUGUUCGUUAUCCAUCCGUACACGAUAAGUAUGUUGCACAUGGGCAUGAAAGUCCGCGUAGCCUGCUGUUCACUAAUCUAUCGCAAGACGUUGAAGCUGAGCAAAACUGCGCUGGGCGAGACGACAAUCGGCCAGGCAGUCAAUUUGCUGUCUAAUGAUGUUAACAGAUUCGAUAUCAGUAUCAUAUUUCUCCAUUAUCUGUGGCUCGGGCCUUUGGAGACCAUCAUCAUGACGUACGUAAUGUACGACGUGAUCGACGUCGGAGUAUCGUCUGUCAUCGGUGUCGCUUUUCUGCUGAUGUUCAUCCCUUUACAAGGAUGGUUGGGCAAAAAAUCAUCAGAAUUGAGAUUAAAAACUGCCAUCAGGACCGACGCAAGGGUGCGAUUAACGAAUGAGAUCAUAAGCGGAAUUCAAGCUAUCAAAAUGUAUACCUGGGAGAAUCCGUUCAGCGCGCUCAUACAAAAAGCAAGAAAGAAGGAAGUUAAUGUCAUCCGAUGGGUUUCGUACAUUAGAGGUGUCACCAUGUCGUUCAUCAUGUUCACCACGAGGAUGUCGCUGUUCAUCACAGUGCUGGCUUACGUGUUGUUCGACUACAAGGUAACGGCCGAGAAAGUGUUCGUAGUAACUGCCUAUUACAACAGCUUACGCACAACCAUGACUGUUCUCUUUCCGCAAGGAAUAACACAGGUAGCGGAAGCGAGAGUGUCCAUAAAAAGAUUGCAAAAGUUCUUGAUGUAUGACGAAAUGACAACUUCUAAGAUCGAAGCGAAGAAAUACAACAAAGAAAAUAAUAAGGAGGACACAAAAGAUGACAAGAAUGCAAAAGAGUCUAAUCAACAGGACGUGAAAGAGAAUAAUAUGGAAAAUUUGAAGAAAAAUUUCGCGCAGAAAAAAAAUGAUAUGCACCUGCCAAACAAUGUUGAGUAUAGCAUCUCCAUCGAAAAUGGAAACACUAAGUGGCUGGAUUAUGAACGAGAAGACACCUUGCAAAACAUUAACAUGAAAGUGCGUUCUGGUGAACUGAUCGCUGUCGUCGGUCAAGUCGGCGCGGGCAAGAGCAGUUUAUUGAACGUCAUCCUGAAAGAAUUACGUUUGCAAGAAGGUUCCAUUAAAAUUAGUCUUUCUGGUGGCCAACGUGCUAGAAUAAAUUUGGCGAGAGCAGUUUACGCUGAUGCCGACAUAUAUCUCAUGGAUGAUCCUUUGAGCGCCGUGGACGCUCAUGUGGGCAAACACAUGUUUGAAGAAUGCAUUGACAAAUAUUUACGAGGAAAGACUCGGAUUCUCGUCACUCAUCAAUUGCAAUAUCUUCGCGACGUCGGUAGAAUUAUCGUUCUAAAGGAUGGAGCCAUCCAGGCUGAAGGCACUUAUGACGAGCUGGGAUCUAUGGGUGUGGAUUUCGGUCGGUUGUUGGAAAAUCAAGCAAAAACGGAUGAAAAAUCCUCUCGACCUCCCUCGACUACUGUUAGUCGCAGUAAUUCUCGUACCAGCAUCUCAUCGUUGAGUACUGUUAUGACGAAUGAUACAUCGAAACAGGAGCCUCAUGAGGUGGCUGAAAUGCGAACGGUAGGCAAUGUUUCCGGUAAAGUAUACACGGAUUACUUUCGUGCUGGCGGCAAUUGGUGCAUUAUAUUCAUAGUGGCUAUGCUUUGUAUAAUAGCACAAUUUGCGGCUAGCGGCAGCGACUUCUUUCUCGCUCAAUGGAUUAAUAUAGAGGAAAAUUAUAUGAACCAAACGGACGACGGUGUUGUAGAAAACCCGAAUAGUCCUCUCACCCGCAUGCAGUGCAUCUACAUCUACAGCGCGCUGAUUGUGCUAACAAUCAUCAUCACCCUUAUCCGCUCAUGGACAUUUUUUUGGACAUGCAUGAGGGCUUCAAUGCGCUUGCACGAUCGCAUGUUUCGCAGCAUCAGUCGCGCCACUAUGCGAUUCUUCAAUACUAAUACAUCGGGACGUGUACUCAAUCGCUUUUCCAAAGACAUGGGAGCGGUUGAUGAGAUGUUGCCCGCUGCGUUUAUUGACUGUCUUCAGAUCGGUAUAGCGCUGCUGGGCAUUAUCAUUGUGGUAGCCACCGCGAAUGUGUGGCUGCUGAUACCCACGGUGCUAAUUGGUAUUGUCUUUUAUUACAUGAGAAUCUUCUAUCUGGCUACCAGUCGUAGCGUCAAGCGUCUUGAAGGCAUCACACGUUCGCCGGUCUUUGCUCAUCUGAGCGCGACACUUCAAGGGUUAUCGACGAUUCGCGCGUUUGGGGCGGAAGAGAUUCUCACGAAGGAGUUUGAUAAUUACCAGGAUAUUCAUUCGUCCGCAUGGUAUAUCUUUAUCUCGACCUCGCGCGCUUUCGGUUUUUGGCUGGAUGUUUUCUGCGUGGUGUACAUCACGUUGGUCACGCUGAGCUUUCUCGUGCUAGACAACUACAGUCAAGGUUCAAUGGAUGGCGGAUUUGUAGGACUGGCGAUCACGCAGAGUAUCGGUCUUACCGGCAUGUUCCAGUGGGGCAUGCGUCAGAGCGCAGAAUUGGAGAAUCAAAUGACUUCGGUAGAACGCAUCCUUGAGUACAACAAAGUGGACAGCGAGCCUCCUCUCGAAAGUGCUCCUGGUAAAAAGCCCAAGUCCGAAUGGCCGCAGGAAGGCAAGAUCGAGUUCAAGAACGUGUUUUUGCGCUACGCACCGCUGGAGCUGCCGGUACUUAAGAAUCUCAACUUCGUUAUCUUUUCGCGGGAGAAAAUUGGUAUCGUUGGUAGGACCGGCGCUGGCAAGUCAUCCUUAAUCCAGGCGCUCGUCCGCCUGUCCGACAUGGACGGUCUGAUUGAGAUCGAUAAAGUUGACACAAGCCAGAUUGGUUUGCAUGAUUUACGCUCCAAGAUCAGUAUUAUCCCUCAAGAACCGUUUUUGUUCUCUGGCAGCCUGAGACGGAAUCUCGAUCCGUUUGACUCAUAUAUGGACGAAUCACUAUGGCGGGCUCUUGAGGAGGUCGAGUUGAAGGAGAUGGGCUUGGAAGCCCAUAUCAAUGAGGGCGGCUCCAAUCUCAGCGUCGGCCAACGGCAAUUGGUCUGCUUGGCGCGAGCUAUUGUGAGGAAUAAUCCGAUACUCGUGUUGGACGAAGCGACCGCGAAUGUGGACCCGCGAACAGACGAACUCAUUCAAACAACUAUCAGGAAGAAAUUCGAGAAAUGUACGGUAUUAACGAUUGCCCAUCGACUCAACACCGUUAUGGAUAGCGAUCGUAUCUUGGUGAUGGACGCCGGUAACGUGGUGGAAUUCGAUCAUCCUCACGUGCUGUUACAAAAAGACACAGGCUACCUGAAGAGCAUGGUGCAGGAGACUGGCAAAGCGAUGGCAGAAGUUCUAGCUUCCAUCGCCCAUGACUGCUAUCAGAAUCGUGGAUUUACAGCGUUUUGAUGUAUCCACGGAGUUAACUUUUUGCAAUUGCAUCUGAACACCAUGAUUAGGUCAUAAAGAUUCCGAUAGUUUUUGCAAUCAUUAGGUCAAAUUUUGUGAUUUUAAAAACAAGAGGAAAAGUGGAACGCGCAGUCUGAGAAUUUAAAAUUCAUAAUCGUCUACUCUCUUACAUGUUUAUUGUAUUCUACAUUCUAUUCGCAUUGAAAUUUUAUUUUAUUCUAUAAAAUUUUUUUCUAUAAAAUUUAUUUUAUUCUGUAAGAUUAUAGGACGUCACGGUUUAGGAUAUUAUAAUGCAAAUGAAAUUUAAAAUUGUGUUAAUUAAGCUAGAUAUGUAUAGUAGAUCUAGGAAUGGUCAGAAUUCAGAAAAUCCGAAGCAAAUUUGAAGAUAAAAAAAAACAUGUAAGUAAAUAAGAAGGAUAAAGAUUAUCAGAUUCACGAUCUCGAGAAUGUCAAUAGAAUAUUAGAGUAUUCAGAAAAUGCAUUGGCGGCACAUUAAAUU
Molecule: messenger RNA, 4539 nt
Organism: Acromyrmex echinatior (Panamanian leafcutter ant)
Lineage: Eukaryota; Metazoa; Arthropoda; Insecta; Hymenoptera; Formicidae
Product: putative multidrug resistance-associated protein lethal(2)03659
Biological process (GO): transmembrane transport
Cellular component (GO): membrane
Molecular function (GO): ABC-type transporter activity; ATP binding; ATP hydrolysis activity
Source: RefSeq, a predicted model, not a curated record